Molecule: messenger RNA, 2007 nt
Organism: Phycomyces blakesleeanus NRRL 1555(-)
Lineage: Eukaryota; Fungi; Mucoromycota; Mucoromycetes; Mucorales; Phycomycetaceae
Exons: 6
Coding region: 16-1905 (629 amino acids)
Biological process (GO): translational elongation
Molecular function (GO): translation elongation factor activity; GTP binding; GTPase activity
Source: RefSeq, a predicted model, not a curated record
AGAGAACAAGGCAGCAUGCGAAACGAUACCAAAGAAUAUUCUGACUCUCUUUGGACAAACGGCUUUUCACAAGGAAACCUACCCCCAGAAGUCGACCACAAAGGCAACGUUGAAUAUAAAUUAAAAUUGAUCGGACCAACCACUCAAAGGCUAGAACAGCUCGUAACUCAACUAAAAUGGCGAAUAUCUGAAGGAAAUGGAGAGGCUCUAUAUGAAAUAGGUGUAGCUGAUGAUGGCACUUGUAUAGGUCUUUCGUCUAAAGAAAUGGAAACAUCAUUGAGCACUCUGAGAAAAAUGGCUAGCUUAUUAGAAGCCGAUGUGUAUAUAGUACGGGAGGUUAUACUCGGCGAUCCCGAAUUUUCGUUCCAUUCGUCUAUUCCUGAUAACAGAGUUGUGGAAGCCCUUGUCAAGAAGAACAACUCAACUCACUCACGAUGGCCUAUGGAUAUACGUAUUGCAAUAGUAGGUGGUUCAAAUGCAGGAAAAUCAACGCUACUAGGUCGAAUUGCCCAUGGAGAGCGAGAUAAUGGUAACGGGGUUGGACGAAUGAGCCUACUGCGGCAUCGACAUGAAAUUGCUUCUGGAAACACAUCUUCUAUUGCACACGAAAUUAUCGGUUAUGACUCAGGGGGAAGUCUCAUAAAUUUUGCGACUAUGAACAUCAGUACUUGGGAGCAGAUCUGUGAACAAAGCUCAAAACUUGUCACACUUCUUGAUACCUGCGGACACCCCAAGUAUCUCAAGACAACCAUAUCUGGUCUAACGGGCUAUGCACCAGAUUAUGCAUGCCUAGUAGUUUCUGGAAAUGCAGGCCGUAUAACAGAUAUGACACAAGAGCAUCUUUUGUUAGCAAUUAUGCUACACGUUCCUGUAUUUGUAGUCGUGACAAAGACAGAUGCUGCUACACCAGAUCAGCUUAGUCGCACACUUAGAUCCCUUUUUUAUCUUCUUAAGUCCCCCUUGAUCAACAGGAUACCAGUAGUUGUGCAAGACACAGACAGCAUCAUUAGUUGCGCAGCAGAUUUGGUCUCAACAGGGUCAAAAAUUCCGAUAUUCUUAGUGUCUAAUGUCAUGGACACAAAUAUUAGUCAUCUUGAGCAUUUUUUUGAACUUUUGCCCAAGCCCACAAAGGAGAACAAUGAAAAACUACUGGUGGGACCAGUAGAAUUCCAGAUCGAGAGUGUCUAUUCACUUCCAGAUGUAGGCGCUGUCAUUGGAGGUGUUCUUCAAAAAGGUUCAAUUGAUAUCAGGGGCAGUAGCACACCACGAACUUAUUUCCUUGGCCCGGAUUCCGAGGGAAACUUUGUAAAUAUAAUGGUUAGCUCAAUGCACAGACAUCGCAUGCCAGUUCACUAUGCCUCUAGCGGACAAACAACAACGCUUGCAGUAUAUUCCCCGGAUCGAAAGGAGCUUUGCAUCAAAAAAGGAAUGUUUGUAUUAGGCACAGACACCCCAGAGUGCUUUUUCGAGUUUGAGGCAGAUUUUAAUGUCCUUUAUCAUCAAACGCGUAUCGCAAAAGGUGCUUGUGGCCUAGUUCAUCUCGGAUCCGUGCGGCAACCAGCACGAAUUAUGUCUAUAAGAAAAAACACAGCGACUGAGCCACAAAUAGCAUCGAAUAACAAUCCUUCCGCAGCAGAUUGCUUAUCCAACGAGCCAUCAAUACCUCAAUCGUUAGAAACAACAGAAUUAGCGUCUGGAGAAAGAGGCAUAUGCGUAUUCCGUUUCAUGAAGGAACCUGGAUACCUAAGUGUAGAUUCCCGCUUCUUAUUUAUCCAAGGAAAAUCUAAAUGUUUUGGUCGGAUAACGCGACUAAUAAGCAUCAAUCAUACAAAAGAGAGAGAGGCUACAUGCCGAGCAAAUCCUACUACUAUAGCAUAUUCUUCUGCCAUUAUCAACAAAGGGUGAUUAACUUGAGUUUAAUACUAAUAUUCCAAAUAAAUUCAACUGUUGUCUUGAGUCUCGACGUUUAGAUUACUUAAAAGAGACUUUAUACACACACAUGCAAUG